Messenger RNA from Arabidopsis lyrata subsp. lyrata, 798 nucleotides. Its product is annotated as pentatricopeptide repeat-containing protein At2g27800, mitochondrial. The record is from RefSeq and is a predicted model, not a curated record. Bases 178 to 480 code for a protein of 100 amino acids. NCBI's taxonomy places the organism in Eukaryota, Viridiplantae, Streptophyta, Magnoliopsida, Brassicales, Brassicaceae. The transcript is spliced from 3 exons.
CAAACCAAAGAUAAGCUUUCUCUAUUUAUCGAAUUUGUCCCCAAUUGAACCCAAACCGAAUAAUUUAUUCGGUUUAAUUUAUACGGUUCACUCGAACCGGCAUAUCCAGUUCAUAGAGAGGGUUUACGGAGGUUUUGGUGGAAUUGCAGAAAGCAGUAGAAGAAAGAAUCGGAGAAAAUGGCUGCAAUUGGGAUCGCUUCUAGGUCUACUACAUUCAUGAGAUCCAUCCAUAGAACCGCUGCUACACGAAAUUUGAUCUCAUCCAGAUCUAAACCCUCCGUCCCAAACCCUAAUUUCACUUCCCCGCGCUUCAACACUUCUUCUCGCAUCGAAGGCUCUGUUCCCAGGUUUCUACGGAGAGAAUUAAGCACACAACAACCAUUUCACAGCCUCGUUGCUGCAGCUUGCCUUGUUUCGAAACUUCCUUCUGAUGUCACUUCUUAUGAAGGUAGAUUUGCAAACUAUCUCAGUCCCAUCUAGUACCAGCACUUGAAGUAGAUGGGGUGACUUAACAUCCCGGGGAUUGUUUUGCGCUAAGUUUGAUGUUUUCAAGGAAAUUCAGGUUCUUAAGUUCAAUCUGUCAACCGUAUUUGCAAUCUCUCAGACUCAGUUUAGAUUACAUUUUUUGGCAGAUGUUACUACUUCCAUUUAGUUUUACUUGGGUUUGUAUCUUAUUAAUCAAAUGAUGAUUCAACCAUAGUUAUUGUCAGAAUGUAAGAUAAGUUCUCUCGGAUUCAUCUACUCUUUUGAAUUAGAGAAUAAGAUUGUUUGCGCGGGACGAGACCUUUUCGUUUCUUA